Messenger RNA from Nerophis lumbriciformis (worm pipefish), 2073 nucleotides. The record is from RefSeq and is a predicted model, not a curated record. NCBI's taxonomy places the organism in Eukaryota, Metazoa, Chordata, Actinopteri, Syngnathiformes, Syngnathidae.
AUGGUCAUUUGUGUGGAGGAGGUGUCCGCGUCUCUUGUGCGGGAAUAUCUGAGUAGAAAGGGACUCAAGAGAACUAUUGCCUGCAUGGAUGAAGAGCAUCCACGCACACAGUCCAGUAUCAACAACAGAUCCCACUUGAGGCAAGCUCUGCACAUUGAGGACCUGUACAAGGAAAAUAAGGUUCAGAGUUCGCCCCUGAGGACUUUACUGGAAAUUAUUGUCAAGCACCACAUUGAAGGUCACAAAGCUGACAAGAUGGCCUGUCAAAAUGAAGGAAGUGAUUCCCUGCAUUCUGCUUCAACAAUCGGCUCGCAUCGUCUUUCUCCUGAAAAAUCCCCAUUGCAAAUGAAGGAAAGUAAUCCAGAACACUACACAGCGUCCUUAAUUACUGGGGAUCACAUCAAAUUAAGGUUACAGGGGAAGUUUGUGUCCCGUUCUCAAAAGGAGAUAUCGUCACUUGAUGGAGAGAGACUCAGGAACCAUAGUGAAACUCCAUCAUUGCCAUUUGCCUCAGUAUAUGAAAGUAGUCAGUCCAAGCUGGCAUCAAUGCAUGAUCACGAUCACUUUACUUUGAAUGAACCUGAAAUAAAACCCCCUGUCACUGAAGUCAUUCAAAAGAGCCGACCCAAUCGGGUAAGACGUGGUAUGAUGUCUGGACCAAUAGCAAGCACUCUUCAGGAGUCAACCAAACAAAGGCACUGUCGAAAAGUCGGUAUGCCACAGCUUAUGCUCAGAAAAGAAGAGGAGCACAGACAGUCUUGGGAUAGAAUGUCAGGGGACAGUUUACAACAAAAAGUCUUAGAGAAAUCUCUAAGCGAGGCUACAGAACCAGCACAGAGCAUGGAAAUUGAGAAAAAAAGCACAUAUUUCAGAGAAAUAGCUAAUUCCAAGACCCUUCCAAAUGUCACCGAUUUGUCUGAGAUGGUAUUAGAUGACAUUGACGAUGAGCUGCCAGAACUCUCCAAAAUGUCUAUUGAGAGCGCAGCAACCACACCAAGGAACCAUGAGAUAGGACGCCCAAUGGAUCAACACACUGCUUCGGAAUUGAAAUCAAUCCUCAUCGGCUCAGGUUUAAAAUGUUUCACUGUCGAAUGGAGAAAUCAGGGUUUCACGUUUUCUGAAAAGCAUGACCUGAGAUAUGGAAUAGUGCAGAAAAAGGGUGGUCCUUGUGGGGUCCUAGCUACCAUCCAGGCUUUCGUUUUGAAGAAACUUCUUUUUGAAAAUGUAGACUGUAGCAAUAAUACAAAACUACAGUGUUUAAGACCAACAAAUGCAACAAGAAGAAAAUGCCUGGUCUUAGCUUUGGCUGAAGUCCUAUGGAGAGCUGGUGAGGAAAAACAAGCCACAGUAGCAAUAAAUACAGGAAGAACAGUCUUUACUCCAAGUGGACACAAAUCUGAAGGAGUGCUUGAAAAGAUAAGAUAUUUUACAUUGGACCACAUUAAAGAUGUCCAGUUGCUACUGGAACAACAUAUUGAAGAGUUUGAGACAGGGGAGCUGGGAUGCCUGCUUUUGACCAUAUCUGCCAUCAUGUCUCGAUCUAUUGAUAAAUUGAAAGAGGAUAUGGAUGUGCCAACUGCCACACUCAUUGGAGCUCAUGGCUACUGUACUCAGGAACUCGUCAACCUGUUGUUAGUGGGACGUGCUGUCUCUAAUGUUUUUGACGGUGACGUUAAGCUGGACUCGGGCAAUGGCAACUCUACACUUCUUAAGGGAAUUAAAACUCAUUGUAACAUUGGUCUUCUAUCACUUUUUGAACAUUAUAACAUCUUUAAGGUUGGAGAUUAUCUAAAGAACCCUCUCUUUCCAAUCUGGGUUGUGUGCAGUGAAAGCCAUUUCAGUGUGCUGUUUGGCCUUCAGGGGGAGCUGUUAACAAAUCAGGACAAGAGCGUUGAGUUCGACCUGUACUAUUAUGACGGACUGGCCAAUCAGCAGGAAGAGAUCCGCCUAACUGUCUCAGUUGGAAAAACGGGAUUGAGUUGUCAAGAUCUUAUUCCUCCUCUGGAACUCUGCAUUCGAACACGGUGGAAAGAUGCAUUCGUAAGUUGGAAUGACACAGAACCUAUUCUGUGA